This is a messenger RNA of Gambusia affinis (western mosquitofish), 4172 nucleotides long. It is a transcript of the gene onecut2, whose product is annotated as one cut homeobox 2. Bases 192 to 1526 code for a protein of 444 amino acids. Gene Ontology annotation, biological process: regulation of transcription by RNA polymerase II. Lineage: Eukaryota; Metazoa; Chordata; Actinopteri; Cyprinodontiformes; Poeciliidae. Gene Ontology annotation, cellular component: nucleus. Gene Ontology annotation, molecular function: RNA polymerase II cis-regulatory region sequence-specific DNA binding; DNA-binding transcription factor activity, RNA polymerase II-specific. The transcript is spliced from 2 exons. The record is from RefSeq and is a predicted model, not a curated record.
GCAGCACCGGAGGAGGAGAGGGCUGGAUAUGGGGGAGCCGCCGCACAGGCCCGUCUGAUCCAGAGAAACACACAAAGAGCUGGAGCCGGUGGAGGAGGAGGAGGACGGGGAGAGUACCGGUUCUGACCCAUCCCGGAGGAGCAGCAGGAGACUUAAUUCCGCUCGACCCAAUGGACUGAGAGGACAGAUGAAUGAAGACUGCCUACACUAACGCCUAUCGAUGCCUGGCCAAGGACCUGGACGCGUACGCCAUGAACCCGGACAUGACAAUGGACGGCCUCGGCAGCCUCCACGGCGGGGUGGCCCCUGACGCGGAGCUGAUGAGCGGCGGCUCUUCGGGCCUCCGGAUCCACCAGGACCUGGCGCCGCGGCCGGCCAUGGUGUCCGGGAUGAUCCUGGAGGGCAGCGGGGAGUACCGUCCGGAGCUGUCGCUGCCGCUGCACCACGCCAUGAGCGUCCCGUGCGACGCGACGUCCCCCGGGAUGAGCGGCACCUACACCACCCUGACCCCGCUCCAGCCGCUGCCGCCCAUCUCCACCGUGUCCGACAAGUUCCACCAUCACCACCACCACCACCACCACCAGCGGCUGCCCGGGAACGUCAGCGGGAGCUUCACGCUGAUGCGGGACGAGCGCGGGCUGCCGGGGAUGAACAACAUCUACAGCCCGUAUAAGGACCACAUGUCCGGGAUGGGUCAGAGCCUGUCCCCGGUGCUGGGUAACGGCCUGGGCUCCAUCCACAACACCCAGCAGGGGCUCCACAACUACGGCUCCAGCUCGCACGCAACCCACGACAAGAUGCUGAACUUCGACCACCAGCACCGAGGCCUCGGUGGCCCGCCGGCCGGGAUGAUGCAGCACCUGAACGGGAUGCACCACCCGGGCCACCACCCCCACCCGCACCUCCAGUCGCCGUCGCACGGGCCGGUGUUGGCGUCCACGCGGGACCGACCGCCCUCCUCCUCGGGGACGCAGGGGGGCGGCGGGUCGGGGCAGCUGGAGGAGAUCAACACCAAGGAGGUGGCGCAGAGGAUCACCGCGGAGCUGAAGAGGUACAGCAUCCCGCAGGCCAUCUUCGCCCAGCGGGUGCUGUGCCGCUCCCAGGGGACGCUGUCCGACUUGCUGCGGAACCCCAAGCCCUGGAGUAAACUAAAGUCCGGCCGGGAGACCUUCCGGAGGAUGUGGAAGUGGCUGCAGGAGCCCGAGUUCCAGCGGAUGUCGGCGCUCAGAUUGGCAGCAUGCAAGAGGAAGGAGCAGGACACGGGGAAGGAUCGCAACAACACACCAAAGAAGUCGCGGCUGGUCUUCACCGACCUGCAGCGGCGCACCCUGCUGGCCAUCUUCAAGGAGAACAAGCGGCCGUCCAAAGAGAUGCAGCUCACCAUCUCGCAGCAGCUGGGCCUCGAACUCACCACAGUCAGCAACUUCUUCAUGAACGCCCGCCGCCGCAGCCUGGACAAAUGGACAGAUGACGGCGCCAGCCCCGGCGCCCAGUCCUCGGCGUCCAGCACUUGUACCAAAGCAUGAUAGAAGACGGGCAGCCGGGAAAACGGAGAUACGGGACAAACCGGGAUCAAGGUUUCGUCCGGUUGAAACUUAAACUUUUUACAGCAUUUUGUUUCUUUCCUUUCCUUGAGGGUAAACAGAGAGAGGGGCUGCUCACUGCCACGACUUGUAGCCAAACGGCCUUCUGCAAAUUUAUCCUGAACAAACAGAGAGCUGGAGGGUGAAACCAUUAAAACAUACAAAACCUCACUUUGGAGGGAGAAAACCUUCUAAAUCAUAGACUUCAACCGUCCACUGCUGACGUCUCCUCCAGGCUGACACUCUGGCCCAAAACCAAAGACUAGAAGACAAUGUGUGUUUUCUAUUAUGCAAUAUAAGCUAGGAAACAACCAAACACCAAACCAAGGAAACUUUAUGACUGCAGAAUGUGACAGACGCUCCUGUGGGGAAACUCCAAGGUCCAAUCAGGAGUUGGGUUUCAGUUCAACGGUUUAAGCAAUAGACAGUUUGAGUCGCUGAGGGAACUUUGAUCUUCACCAAACCAAAGAUAGACGACAGUUUUCACCAAUUCCUCACCUCAGAAUCAGCGUUCGAACAUUUGACUCUUUAGAGACGGCGGUGCCCAAAUAUGCAAGCACAAACAUUCAUCGGUCGACCCGACAGCGUUUAGCUUCAUCAGAACCCGUAGCGUCAGGUUACAUGUGAGUGAGCACAACGUCGAAGCACAUUUUGUUUGCAAUAGAACCGGAGCCGGCGGCCGACCCGAGUGGGCUUCACAUCUUAGAAAACUCAGGAUGCCAUUUCUUUUCUAAACAGUGGCUGAAGUCCAUUCGGAGCGCGUCACCAGCAGGUGGUGAAGUCCUCAAACGCACCACAGACACGACUGUAAAGAGUCGUUCCCUAAAGAGUUCCCCGUUAACGACAGGCUAACGCUAGCUUACUGCGGCUUCACCAGUCAGGCUGAAUCAGGGAAGAGAUGGCAGCUCCUUCCACCAAACAUCUCAGCAGAAAGAAACGUUCUGCUGGUUCUUCACUGAGUGACGUGGAUCCGUCCUGGUGACGUGGAUCCGUCCUGGUGACGUGGAUCCGUCCUGGUGACGUCAACAGAAACAGUUUGCUAAAGCAAAACUGAAAUUUGAGAGACAAGACUGAGCAGACGGGUUUCCAACUGCAGAGUAGAGAUAUUUUUGUAAGAUUUUGACGGCCAUCACAUAGAAAAACAGGAUAAAACAGAACCAGAACCAGCUGGACCCAUCAGAGGACGGAGCGGCCAGGCAGAUCAGGGCCUUUGUAAUAGUUAAAGAGGACAAUCUAAAGACGAUGCCUGGCCGCUCCGUCCGUCCUGAGGGUCAGUGGAAACCACAAAACGGCUCCCAAAGCUGCAAACUCGUCAUUCAGAUGGUCGUCAGCCAUAAACUCAGCAGAUCGGUCCAAACAAAAGCUGAUGUAAAUACCAACAGAUCCAAACCCGUUUUAGACGUCCGUCCGUCCGUCCGUCCGUCCAUCACCUCAUCAAUCAUCUUUCACUCAAGCUAUUAAACCAAAAAUGAACCAAAACCAAAGUAAAGGCGUCAGUCAGCAGCCCCUGCUCCUCCCCAACGUCCAGGCUGGAGAUGUCGGCCUGGUCAGAGGCGGCCAAAGGCUUUAAGAACAUUUUAAGAUAAAAAAAAAUGGACUCUUGAGACUUUUUCUAUUUAUUGACAAAUCGAAACCAAAGAAAACCUUUUUCUGCACCUAACUGUUCCAACAAAUGGGAAAAAAAAAAACUUGGAUGAGAAUUAUUACCAAAAAAACAAAAGGAGAAAAAAAAACAAAAAAACAGAGUGGCGACGAUGUCAAGGAACGAGGAAACGAAGGAAAGUUCGACGGGAGGACGACAUCACUGGAGUAGCUUUUGUAGCUUUUGUUGUGUCUGAUGGUGCAUCAGGCGACUUUGGGACUGAAAGGGUGAAACCACACAGGCAGGAGGGAGGAAGCAGAGCGCCGUCGCCGGUUCCCCUCCCUCCGGCCGACGGACAGGCAGAACAUGAACGUCUCUCACGGUUGAAGAGUCUCUUUAACGUGUGCCUAUGCAGUUUUUCAAAGUAAAAAAUGGUUUAAAGAACAACAGAAACCUCAUCAGCUAACAAACCAAAGAUUCACCGUUACCGCGGCAGCAGGCUCCGCCCCCUCCAGCAGGUAAACGUUCAGAAUCAGAUCCAGUCCUUCCUGUUAGUCAUGUAGCCUGUAAGCUAACGACCCGAUGAGACGUUUUGAUUUCCUGUAAAGCACUUUUAACGCUGAAACACGUCGAGUGUUUCUGAAAGAGCAUCGAAUCAAAAACAUUUUUCACCUCAUCGUGUUUUAACUGGAAGUUUUAAUAAAUUUUAUAGUUUAUUCAUCCAGAGGAGAUGCUUUCUGAAAAGUGCGGCGCGUACCAAAGAUUUUUUUGCUGCACUACCAGAAGCUCCCUGGAUUCUUUCUUACCUUUUUACUCUGAUCUCGUUUCGUUUCUGUUGCAGUUUAUAAUUUUUUUAACUUUUCUCCUCAAACUGGAGCAGAAAGCAGCAGAACUCAACCGGAUGUGUUGGAUCUCAGGAACUGGACCUGAUUUGAUCAGAACCAGAAAUAAAACAGAAAAAAGAAAAUUAUUUAAAGUUCUUAAGGUAAAACAUGGGAUGUGUCAGA